AAAAAAACGUUCCACUUCGUAGUCUACUGAAAAGCCCCAAACAACUAAUAAGAAAGAAACAAUACAAAAAAUAAAAUUAAAAUUUUAUUGGCGAAAACGUGCAAAAACAUACAAAGAACACAAAAGCGAAAUCCCAAGUCAAUUUCUGCACUUGCUUGAUGCCUUAAAUGGCCAUAGAAUGGAUGAACUGUCUGAACUGGAAGCAUGUCGUAUCUGUGUAAAAUGCUAUCGUAUGACCGAAAUGGAUUUCAUCUACCUAUUCCAUGACAAUGAGGAGUUCCAAAAGGAGCUGGACUUCAUAAGGGGCGAGAUACGUCAAUGGAAUCUGAAAAUUGCGCCAGAUGAUGGGCUGCCGCAAAGGAUAUGUGCCGAUUGUUUUGCAAAAUUUUGCAGCAUUGAGGCGUUUCGCAAGGAGUGUGAAGCGGCCCAGAAUAAAUUGCUGCAAUCCAUACUCAAUGCCGAUAAGGAGGAAGAAAAGGAAAAACAGCAGCAGCAGCAGCAACAACAACAGCCUUUGUUAAGCUCGACCGCAGCAAAUGAUGUACUCAAUGAUUAUCAGGUGUUCGAUCCACCUCAAUUUGAUAAUUUCGACAAUUCACCCACCCCCCUUAUGGAUAGCUCGGCCACUUUGUUGGACAACAAUUUGAUGACAACUGAAACAGACAGUGAUAUGGGGUUUCUGUCAUCAUCACAAAAUCUUUUUAGUUUUGAAACUGCCGAGCCACCCACAACGGGAACACUGCCCUCCUUAGAUACUGAGACUGAAAAUCAUGCUCCUUCAAUGGAAGAGAUUAUGAAUACGCGAUCUGUUUGCAAUGGUGGUCUCCGCGGUGGUAGUACUAUGGAACAAGAAAAACCAGAUCUCGAGGAUAUUUUACAAAGCAGCAUCAUACCAACCACCUCUCAGCAAGAGCCGCAACAAAAACGUGCUAAAUUAACUGUAGUAUCAACAAGGACCACACCGACAAGAAAUAAUGUACUGAAUAUUUUUACAAAUAUAAAGACUGAUAAGACUGGGCAAGUUCCCACAAAUAGAAGCACAUCCCAGUCAUCGACGAUGAUGACCAGCAGCGAAGAGGCUGCCACAACUUCCGACAAUGAAUGCGAUGACGCCAAUGUCAACAAACGUUUAAAAAAUUUGCCAUACACAUGCCAUUAUUGCUAUUGUCCCGACAUUGGACCCAUCGAUCAUCUCAGUUUUCCCAACGAGGAUGCUUUGUCGCAGCAUUUCUUCGACAUCCAUGACCCCAAUCGCCCCUACACAUGUCCACAUUGCAGUAACUCGUAUAAAACCCAAAGAUUACGUGAUAACCAUGUCCGCCUCAAUCAUGAACAAAAUACUUCCAAGUGUCAUUUCUGUCAUAAGAACAUACGUGGUUCCGUUGAGAUGCAUCAAACGCAUUGUCAACACCUGGGCGAUUGGGAAUGUGAUCAGUGUAAGGAGAGAUUCCACAAUAUGCCAUUGCAUCGUUUCCGAUUGCAUCAGCGUCAGCAUGAACGUGGUAGACAUUUGAAAUGUUCCGUUUGUCAUCGUUCGUUUAGUCGCAAGGCGAAUUUGGAUGCACACGAGAAAAUGCAUCGGAAUCAAGUGAAAUCGCAGUGGCAUUGCGAGCCAUGCAAGACAAAUUUCUUAACAAAUUACGAUCUGAGACGUCACAACUAUCAACACCACGAUGAUGAGAGCCCUGUCAAGUGCAAGGAAUGCAAUCAAGGAUUCUCAAGUAUUGCUUUUAUGCAAAGGCAUAUAUCACAAAUUCAUAACAACAACAAUAAUAACAAACCCCAUGUUAGAACGAUUGUAUCUAACACCCAGCAACAAGGGACGACCGCCAAUAGUCAUUUCUGUCCAAAAUGUAAUGUCUCAUUUGCCAGCCUUGACUCAUUGCAAUGGCACAUUGAGUUGAGUAAUAAAAACAAUGGACAAUGUUUAUCACCCGACAUUGUACUCGACAACAAGGAACGACGUCGCAUCCAACGUCAAGGGGUAUUCCCCUGUUUUGUGUGCCCCAAACGUUUUCAUCUCAGAUCACAGCUGGAUAAACAUUUGAAUACGCACGACACCCGGCUUCGACCAUUUCAAUGCGACCAAUGUUACACAAGAUGCCGUACUGCCUUGGAGCUAAAGCAGCACGUAGAUGUGGCCCAUUUGAAUAUAAAAGCCUUCGCCUGCGAGAAAUGUGGCAAAACUUUUGGCUACAAGAAGGAUCUAAAUCAUCACAUGCUAUUCCAUGCGGAGAUCAGUGUCCAUUGCACUGAAGAUGGCUGUGACUAUGUGUGCAAAAAUGAAAAGGCCCUUAAUGACCACAAACGGCACAAACAUCGUCUGUUGUCCUGUGAGUACUGUCGGGAAGAGUUCACAAGACAAAAAUUAACUGCACAUUUACGCAAUGUCCAUAGAGCCGAAAUCAACAUAGACUUGGCUGGAAAUGCAGAUAAUUUUUAUAAAUCAAAAUUACUCAAUAAUAAUAAUGAUAUUACACAAAUCUCGUUUAAUUUACUUAAUACUCAAAACAAUGCUUCAUCAUCAUCAUCCGCAUCAGCAUCUUCAGCAAUCACCAAUACCACAACAACAUCCUCCAACGCCUCAAAUAAUGCCAUAACAAGCAUUGGUAAUGGCCAAAGCUUUCCAUCAACAUCAGUGGCCGGUGCCAGCCCUACCCUAUCAUCGCCAAAUAAUCAUCAUGUUUUCAUUACCGAUCAUAAUUCGAAUAAUCUAACCUUGAAUGGUUUCAUUGCCAAUGCAACGAAUGAUUUAAAUCUAGGUGUAAAUCCGGACGCCUCCAACAGCAUGUAUGUGGUGACAACGGCCACCGAAACACCCAUAACAUCGGUCAUCAAUGAAGGUGAUAAUAAUUUGGAUCAAUACUUUAUGGCCUCUCUAAUGGAUACGGAACAGGAAAUAAUCGUUACCUAAGCUAUGGCAAUAAAAACCUCAACUCGAACAAAGAUCUUCACAAAAAAAAAAAAAAAAAAAAAUGCAAAACAAAAAAAGACACAACAUUAUUCUUCUAUUUAAAAUUUAGAAUUAGAAUUAUUAAGAAUCUAUUAUAGAAAUGGCUUAGAAAUCUAUAGACUAGAUAGAGAUGUCAGGUCUGAGGAGAAAAAAAAAUUAUUUAAUUAAGUAAACAAAGAAAUCUAACAUUGCAUGCAUUAGUAUUAUGGAGAUAUUCUAGAACACCACUUCUAUAACAACAAAACUGUCUUUAGGGCAAAAGUACAAGACUUACUAUUUAUUAAUCUAACCACAAGAAACAAAAAACAAACUUACAUACCUACAAACAUACAUAUAUAUAUUUAGAAAAAAAAAAUGAAAACAAAAACCCGAAGAAAACACAAAAUCUAAAUCUUCUAACAAAAAAAAAAAAACAUAGUAGCCAAGUAUUAAGAGAAUAGAAAAGUGAAAAAAAAUCAAAAACUAAAAGCAAUCCAAUUUACUUUAAAAAUAACAACAACUAAAAACUGAUAGCUACCAAGAGAGAAAAAAAUGUAACCCCCACCCCCUCUAAAAAAAACAACAAUUCCAUUUUAGAAUCCGUUCGCUUUUUUAAUUUAUUUGAUUUAUUUAUUAUAUGUCAAGAGUUGUUUUCUAGAAAUGAACGAAAUUUUGCCAAAAACAGGAAGUAUCCCCCAUCCUUCUUUGUGAAAAUACCCAAACAUUCCCACCAUUUUCUUUCUAAAACACAAGUUCUUUUUCCUUUCCUAUUUAAAUUUGUUUUUAAUAAUUUAUUUUAAACCAAAUUAUAGUCAUUCUUUUGUCAUAAAGGGCUAAAUAUAAUAACGAUAAUAUACCUCAAAGAGAGAAAAUUAUAAAGAGUACCCAAUGUAAGUCUUCCUAGGCUUUCAGUUCCAUUUCAGAAUCCGUUUCUUUUAA
Molecule: messenger RNA, 3871 nt
Organism: Musca domestica (house fly)
Lineage: Eukaryota; Metazoa; Arthropoda; Insecta; Diptera; Muscidae
Product: zinc finger protein 225
Exons: 6
Coding region: 179-2914 (911 amino acids)
Biological process (GO): regulation of transcription by RNA polymerase II
Cellular component (GO): nucleus
Molecular function (GO): zinc ion binding; RNA polymerase II transcription regulatory region sequence-specific DNA binding; DNA-binding transcription factor activity, RNA polymerase II-specific
Source: RefSeq, a predicted model, not a curated record